AGUUCCGCACUCCAUCUUUACAAAAUAAACAUGUCUAUCGAUUUAAAGACGAACAGUGCCAGCCUUUCAAAGGCUUGGCAAGAUAUUUUUGAUGAUAAAUGCGAAACAGAUUGGGCACUCUUUGGUUACGAAAAGAAUACCAACACUCUUAAAGUUGCCGACACUGGAGAUGGAGGUUUUGAAGAACUUAGUGAUGAGUGGAACAGUGGUAAAAUGUUGUAUGCUGGCUUGAAAGUUAUUGAUCCUAAUACAAAUCUACCAAAAUAUGUUCUGAUAAACUGGGUGGGUGAAGGUGUUCCAUCAUCAAGAAAAGGAACAUGUGCGAAUCAUGUCAGAGAUGUGGAGAGAUUUUUCAAGGGACAUCAUGUGGCAAUAAACGCUCGUAAUGAUGAUGAUGUUGAAGAAAGUGUUAUCAUUGAAAAGGUUAAAUCAUCUUCAGGAGCCAACUACAGUUACCAUAAAGAAAAGGCCAGACCAGUUGAAGCACCCACUGCUGUGGGUUCUGUUUACCAGAAACAAAAUGUACGCAAAGACACGGAUAUGGCUAAACGAAAUCAAUUUUGGUCGCAACAGGAAAUAGAUGAAGCAAAACGUCAAGACGAGGAAGCCAAAAGCAAGACUCAGACGAAAGACGAAGCCGAGAGAAAGCGCAAAGAGAGAGAGCUACGAGAGGCGAAGACGAGAGAAGAACAGUUCAGAGAAAGAUCAAGAAGCAUUGACGAGAAGAGGAAACAAGAACGUGAAAUAGCAAAGAAGAAGGAAGAAGAAAGAAAGGAGAAAGACGCUGCAAGAGCUCAGGCUUAUACCAAGGAAUACGAAGAAGAUAAAGCAAGAGCCGCGGCUGCCGCAGGAAGGAGAGAGGAAGCUGCGGACAUGAUCAGAGCCGGGAAGGCAGCCAGACCCCAGCCCCCUGCUCCACAGGCGCGGCCACGUCCAGCUGUGCCCGAGCCGGAACCGGACAAUGAACCAGAACCUGAACAUGAACCUGAACCUGAGCCUCGUUAUUCACCAGAGCCUGAACCGGAGCCUCGUUAUUCACCAGAGCCUGAACCCGAGCCUCGUUAUUCACCAGAGCCUGAACCCGAGCCUCGUUAUUCACCGGAGCCUGAACCCGAGCCAGAACCAGAACCCGAUCACCGUUAUGAACCGGAGCCUGAACCCGAGCCAGAACCAGAGCUGGAACAAGACAAUGAGUAUGAUAUCCCGGAGAGCGGUCCAGUUACUGGGGAUCCGUCAGCUGGAUAUCAAGACCAACAAGAUGACGAGAAUCUCUAUGACAACGCUGACGCCAUAGUGGAGGGUACUGGUCAGGAAGAGUCAAGUGGCGAUGAUGUUCGUGCGAAAGCAUUGUAUGACUAUCAAGCAGCUGACGACAGCGAGAUCACGUUUGAUCCAGGUGAUAUAAUAACGGAAAUCAAUCAGAUAGAUCCAGGUUGGUGGCAAGGUAGGGCGCCUGAUGGUUCAUAUGGCUUGUUUCCUGCAAACUAUGUAGAAAUCAUUGAUUGAAAUAUGGCAUUAUAAACAAGAGACCGCCGCAUUUUGCCUGCUCCAUGGUUGUAGCAUCAAAACUUUAUAUUUGUAGGUUAUUUUUUUACGUUAUUCAAAUUAAUACCAAAACAAUAAUAUAAACAGAUAAUGGUCUAGGUCUUGAAAGUUGAAACAGGGCCCGGGGUAGGCUUGUUAUCAACUUCCUAAAACCGAAAGUUUGAGUUGAUUGAAAAUAUACACCACCUUCCAUUCGUUUCCAAUCAAUCAGUUCAAUUCAUUUAUUCGUACUAAAACUCCUUUUUAAGCAGGUUUGCCACCGGGCCACUUGUUCGCGCCAAGCGACUUCGAAAACAAAUUUCGGUAAUGUGAUUGGUUGAAGAAAAAAAAUCCGUUGCAAUUUCUUUCUCAUUAGCCAAUCACAUUACGGAAUUUAUUACCGCCAUGCGAACAAGCAUGGCCAGCGGAUCACAGCAUUGAAUUAAAGAGAAGAGAUGUCUACUCUUUGAUUAAUUUAUAUGCGCGCUUUGUAUUUGUAAUGGAACAGAAAGUGCAACUGACUGCACUUAUCUUAAAGCUAAUGUCGCACUGUACUAUGUUUAAAACGUGAUUAAUAGUUGAAUGCUAAAUAAAACAAAAGUACGAAACAGUAAUUGCACUGUAAAAAAAGUAAUUUUUGAUAUAGAAAAUUAGUUGAUAAAUGAAUGAGUUCUUCUUUGAAAAAGAGUU
Dendronephthya gigantea is the source of this 2214-nucleotide messenger RNA. RefSeq names its product drebrin-like protein A. The record is from RefSeq and is a predicted model, not a curated record. The transcript is spliced from 14 exons. Gene Ontology annotation, molecular function: actin filament binding. The coding region runs from base 31 to 1506 and encodes 491 amino acids. Gene Ontology annotation, biological process: positive regulation of axon extension; positive regulation of dendritic spine morphogenesis; neuron projection morphogenesis. NCBI's taxonomy places the organism in Eukaryota, Metazoa, Cnidaria, Anthozoa, Malacalcyonacea, Nephtheidae. Gene Ontology annotation, cellular component: plasma membrane; lamellipodium; actin filament.